AUGCAGGUUCCAGAGCUAGCAGAACGGCCUGGACCAAAGGGGUUUCAGCAGGGCCAGCAUGAGCUCGCCGAGGAACGAGGAAAGAGCAACGAUUUGGCUGCGGAAAAUGCUCGUCUUACGUUCCAACUGCAAGUCAUGAAGAAAGCGUACGAGGCCGAGAAAAUGCAGCUAUGCCAGCAGGCUGCGGCAGACAAGAUGGCGCGGGAGCGUCUCGAGCAGGACAUCCUCCGUCUAACAAACAAGCUUUUGGUCGCUGAGAAGCAGGUCAGGGCCUUCACUACAGCGAAUACGACCAGCGCUCAGCCAAAAACCGGCCCACAAAAAUCAUCUGAAGCACUGGCUUCAAGAAAUUGCCACCCGUUCCAUGCUGAAGCUUGCAAGGAGAAACCGGGAGAUAGUGUCCACGUAGCCGAGCCGAUUGAGUGUCCGAUGGCGCCGAACCCGAACUCGCCAUCUGUCGAAGCCAAGAAAUACAGGCGGCGUGUGAAGCAGCUGGAGGGCCAGCUGAAGCUCUACAGGCUACUUGUGGAGGGUGGAAGUGUGCUUCGCUCUACAGCAGCAAUUGAGGACAAGCUAAUGGAUGCUGGCUUGCACAAAAAGGCACCUCUCAGAAGCUACGUCUCCUCAGACUAUUAUAACUAUGUGCAAGGUCGUACCGCUUAUGCAGCAACGGGUGUCUCCGUGAUCAAAUUGUCGACGAUGGCUGGUACCGCACUUAGUCAACCUAUAGUCGAUCCGGAGGGGAUCAUCUGGGAAGAAAUCGCAUGGUGAGACGCAUGUGAUGAACGUAGCUGACCUUAGGACCACGUCGAUUUGCAUAUGACAAUUGCAAUUUUACAUUGCCGGACCGCCCUCAGUAAGAG
Messenger RNA from Verruconis gallopava, 863 nucleotides. RefSeq lists its product as uncharacterized. The transcript has a single exon. The coding region runs from base 1 to 771 and encodes 256 amino acids. The record is from RefSeq and is a predicted model, not a curated record. Lineage: Eukaryota; Fungi; Ascomycota; Dothideomycetes; Venturiales; Sympoventuriaceae.